AUGGUGGUACCAGACGAGGUUGACAUUAUCGUUGCUGGUGGAGGAUCAUGUGGAUGCGUAGUCGCGGGACGAUUGGCCAACUUGGACCACAACCUCCAAGUCCUCUUGAUUGAGGGCGGGGAGAACAACUUGAACAACCCAUGGGUCUUCCGUCCGGGCAUCUACCCGCGGAACAUGAAGUUGGACAGCAAGACUGCCACCUUCUACUACUCCCGCCCUUCCGAAUGGCUUGAUGGACGACGAGCUGUUGUGCCUUGCGCACACAUUCUUGGAGGCGGGUCUUCGAUCAACUUCAUGAUGUACACUCGCGCUUCAGCCUCCGACUACGAUGACUUCCAGGCCAAGGGUUGGACGACUCAGGAGCUCAUUCCUCUGAUGAAGAAGCAUGAGACCUACCAAAGGUCCUGCAACAAUCGCGACAUUCACGGUUUCGAAGGACCCAUCAAGGUUUCAUUUGGCAACUACACCUAUCCCAUCAAGGAAGACUUCCUGCGUGCUACCGAGUCUCAAGGCAUCCCGACCACCGACGAUCUCCAGGAUCUUGUCACCGGCCAUGGUGCUGAGCACUGGCUGAAGUGGAUCAACAGGGACACUGGUCGACGAUCUGAUUCAGCGCACGGUUACGUUCAUAGCACGCGCGCGGUUCACCAAAACCUGCACUUGUUGACCAGCAAUAAGGUCGAGAAGGUCAUCCUUGAAGGUGACCGAGCCGUCGGCGUCAAGGUCGUUCCGACCAAGCCUCUCGCUGGCAGGGACACACACAGGAUCAUCAAAGCGCGCAAGCAGAUCAUCGUCUCUGGUGGUACUUUGAGCUCACCGCUCAUUCUCCAGCGAUCUGGUAUCGGUGACCCUGAGAAGCUCCGCAAGGUUGGUGUCAAGCCCCUCGUUGACCUUCCUGGUGUCGGCCUCAACUUCCAGGACCACUACCUUACCUUCUCCACCUACCGCGCUAAGCCCCACGUCGAAUCCUUCGACGACUUCGCCCGCGGCGACCCCAAGGUCCAGGAGGCUGUCUUCAACCAGUGGAACAUCAAUGGUACUGGGCCCCUCGCUACCAAUGGCAUCGAAGCUGGCGUCAAGAUCCGACCUACGGAAGAGGAACUCGCCGCCAUGGACAGAUGGCCUACGCCAGAGUUCCGCACCGGCUGGGAUAGCUACUUCAAGAACAAGCCCGACAAGCCCGUCAUGCAUUACUCCGUCAUCGCGGGUUGGUUCGGCGACCACAUGGUGAUGCCAGCAGGCAAAUUCUUCACCAUGUUCCACUUCCUCGAGUACCCCUUCUCGCGUGGGUCCACACACAUCGUGUCACCAAACCCGUACGAAGCACCGGACUUUGACGCAGGCUUCAUGAACGACAAGCGCGACAUGGCACCCAUGGUCUGGGGCUACAUCAAGUCCCGUGAGACGGCACGCCGCAUGGAGGCCUAUGCUGGCGAGGUGCAAGCUAUGCAUCCCUUCUACGCUUUCGACAGCCCCGCCCGUGCGAACGACAUGGAUCUCGCUACUACGAAUGCGUAUGCUCUGCCCGGCAAUCUUACCGCGGGUAUUCAGCACGGCAGUUGGACGAGUCCCGUCAAGAAGGGCAAGGCGCCUGCGCCCAACUUCCUGAACUCAAAUUGCCAGGAGGUAUUCGAGGACCUCGAGUAUACGAAGCAGGAUAUCCAGCAUGUUGAAGAUUGGGUCAAGCGCCACGUCGAAACCACCUGGCACAGCCUAGGCACGUGCUCCAUGGCCCCACGCGAGGGCAACAGCAUCGUCAAGCACGGCGUGCUCGACGAGCGCCUCAACGUGCACGGCGUCAAGGGCCUCAAGGUCGCCGAUCUGUCCAUCUGCCCCGACAACGUGGGCUGCAACACGUACUCGACUGCCCUCCUCAUUGGCGAGAAGUGCGCCGUCUUGACCGGCGAGGACCUCGGCUACUCGGGUGCUGCGCUCGAUAUGAAGGUGCCGAAUUAUAACGCGCCGCGCGAGGUUGUUGGAUUGGCGAGAUUGUAA
This is a messenger RNA of Cucurbitaria berberidis CBS 394.84, 1995 nucleotides long. Its product is annotated as GMC oxidoreductase. Lineage: Eukaryota; Fungi; Ascomycota; Dothideomycetes; Pleosporales; Cucurbitariaceae. The transcript is spliced from 6 exons. The record is from RefSeq and is a predicted model, not a curated record. The coding region runs from base 1 to 1995 and encodes 664 amino acids. Gene Ontology annotation, molecular function: oxidoreductase activity, acting on CH-OH group of donors; flavin adenine dinucleotide binding.